Colletotrichum destructivum is the source of this 1782-nucleotide messenger RNA. Its product is annotated as Putative proteasome component (PCI) domain, tetratricopeptide-like helical domain superfamily. The record is from RefSeq and is a predicted model, not a curated record. The transcript has 3 exons. Lineage: Eukaryota; Fungi; Ascomycota; Sordariomycetes; Glomerellales; Glomerellaceae. The coding region runs from base 163 to 1437 and encodes 424 amino acids. Gene Ontology annotation, cellular component: proteasome regulatory particle, lid subcomplex. Gene Ontology annotation, biological process: ubiquitin-dependent protein catabolic process. Gene Ontology annotation, molecular function: structural molecule activity; protein binding.
UCUGAAGGCGGCUGGAGCUCUCGAUUGCACCGAGCAAGCUACAUCACGAAUCCGGCAACACCACCACCCCCCUCACCACCGACGACAACCUCGCGAAAUCGAACAAAUCCAAGACCGAAGUGACCAAAUACUUGCCACUACAGCCAAAAAAUAAUAAUCAGGAUGGCUCAGGGCGAAUCGGCUAGGGUGCAGGAGGCACAGAAGGCGGCCAAGUCAGAUCCCCGAAAGGCAGAGCAGCUGUUUAAGGAAAUCAUCUCUCAGCCUCCUUCCUCUGCGACCUCCGAUGCCGCAGUGAAGGAGUACGAGACGGCACUGAUCAGCUUGGGAGAGCUGUACCGGGAUGAGAAGAAGACGCAGGAGCUUGUCGACCUGAUCACAAAAAGCCGGACAGUUCUCUCGUCAUUCGCCAAGGCAAAGACAGCAAAGCUGGUCCGCACUCUACUCGACCUCUUCGAGAACAUUGAGGGCAGCACCGAUAUUCAGAUCGCCGUUACGAAGUCAUGUAUAGAAUGGGCAACUUCGGAGCGCCGCAGUUUCCUGCGCCAGAAUCUCGAGACCCGUUUGGUCACUCUCCUCAUGGCGAAGCAGUCCUACUACGACGCCCUCACUCUCAUCAACGGCCUCCUCCGCGAGCUUAAGCGCCUGGACGACAAGCUCGUCCUCGUCGAGGUCCAGCUUCUCGAGUCGCGUGUCUACCACGCCCUUGGCAACAUCCCCAAGGCGCGCGCUGCUCUCACGAGCGCCCGCACGAGCGCCGCCUCCGUUUACACCCCGCCCCUCCUCCAAGCCCACCUCGACAUGCAGAGCGGUAUGCUCCACGCCGAAGACAAGGACUUCAACACGGCCUUCUCUUACUUCAUCGAGGCCCUUGACGGCUACCACACCCAGGACGAGUCCGUCAAGGCCACCGCUGCUCUACAGUACAUGUUGCUCUGCAAGAUCAUGCUGAACCUGGCCGACGACGUCAACAACCUGAUGACGUCGAAGCAGGCUCAGAAGUACGCUAGCAAGAACCUCGAGGCCAUGAAGGCCAUCGCCCGCGCACACUCCAACCGCUCCUUGGAGGAGUACGAACAAGCUCUCCAGUCUUACCGCGAGCAGCUCGGCAGCGACGCCUUUAUUCGCAACCACCUGCGACGUCUGUACGACGCCAUGCUGGAGCAAAACCUUAUCAAGGUCAUCGAGCCCUUCUCUCGCGUCGAGAUCAACCACAUCGCCAAGAUGGUCGGCCUCGACACGCAACAGGUGGAGCGCAAGCUCUCACAGAUGAUUCUGGACAAGGUCAUCAUCGGUGUUUUGGACCAGGGUGCGGGAUGCCUCAUUAUUUACGACGAGACGGAGCGCGACAGCGCAUACGACCAUGCCCUGGCCACGAUUGAGAAGUUGAGCAGUGUGGUGGACGUCCUCUACACCAACCAGGCCUCGAUGCUUGAGUAAAAGACAACGGCAGGCGUCUAGGGUUGGCAGCUGGAGGACAGCGGAAGGAAUUUGGGAACUGUACUAUUACCAUAGACAAAUGCCGGCGGUGCAUGAGACAGAAUUUAUUCUGAUGUGGUAUCCUAACAAAUGCGGGGAGGGCAAGCUCGUGGCUCCCGAGUGACUGGAAAAAACAAAAACGUGACAGUAAUCCGACCCUUCAACGCCUAAACCAAAACCCAUAUAUACGUGAUUCUGUAUGCUCAUUGAGCAUGAGGCUUUCGUGGAGACCAUUUUGGUCCCUAUACUGUGAACACAACCCCAGUAAAACACCGUCAUGCACACCACCCAUCGUCCCCCUGGCCA